AUGCGGUAUUUCCCGACGAAGCUGUCAACCGCCGGAUUCGUGCUCACGGGUCUCGCGAUCCUGCUUGCUAUCGUAAAUGCCGUCUGCGCCCUCUGUGGACUCGGCAAAGGGGGGCGAAAUGGCUACACGAGCACUCACUGGGUGCGUGCAUCCGUUCUCCUGGCCAUCAUUUAUCUGGCCUUUUUCUUAGGUAGAGACAUUCGCCCCCAGCUCCAACUACCCUUGCACGCUCUUGGGGGCGACGAGACUUUUGCUCAGCUCGCUGCAUUUGCGAACCUGUUUGGCUACCUUGUUUCUGGAACAAUUCUGCAGACCCAAUUCAGGCUGGCCUUUGAUUUAUUCUCCAUACGCGACAAGUUCGCCCACCAAGUUGCCGCUGCCUUUUUCUUCCUCUCGCUGGUGUUGACUCUUUCCGGUUUCAUUUCCACUCAAGUCUGGGAACAUGUCAAAUCUUCCAGUGACGUCCCUGGCUUGCAUCCAUCGGCAUAUGCCAACAACGUCUUGGAAUUCCUGUUGAGCUUUGUGCUCUUCCUGGCAUCGGUGACUACGGUCAUACCCAACACAAGAGGCGGACCGAGAGCGACCGGCGCCAAUGACACGCUGACCCCCAUCUGGGCAUCCGACUUUCUGCUCGCAGCGAAUAUCUUGACUCUCAUUCGGCAAACAUGGACGGUCAUCACGAAUGGCAUGGAUGAUAUUCCUAUGCUGAUUGAUAAACGGCACCCAAGAUAUCCGCCGUACUUCUUCCUCAUUUCGAUGAUUUUUGAUGUCUGCUUUAUGGCCAUAGUAGUAACGCUUCUCUUCCUGAGUGCCAGGUUUGGACUAAGAGGGCGUGAGCAGAUCGAGGAACGACGGCCAGUGUCUUUAGAACAGUAUUCAGAGACCAGGGAGCAUUUGGGGUAG
Messenger RNA from Clonostachys rhizophaga, 903 nucleotides. The record is from the annotation of a GenBank genome assembly. Lineage: Eukaryota; Fungi; Ascomycota; Sordariomycetes; Hypocreales; Bionectriaceae.